Molecule: messenger RNA, 1024 nt
Organism: Larimichthys crocea (large yellow croaker)
Lineage: Eukaryota; Metazoa; Chordata; Actinopteri; Sciaenidae
Exons: 7
Coding region: 256-948 (230 amino acids)
Biological process (GO): response to bacterium
Source: RefSeq, a predicted model, not a curated record
ACAAGAGGUGAAGACGGUUACAUAAGCUCAAACAGGCAUGAACAGGACAGGAUGUGGGUCUCAGCUAGAGCUGCUGUUUUUUUUUUCUUUUCUUUUUUUUUCUUUUCUUUUCUAAUCUGACUGAGUGUAUGAACAUGAAUAUAUGGAGCCAUUAGAAGAUAGGUGAUCAUGGACUGUCGCCACAGGCCCCUAGAUUUGUUUUCUUGACAUAAUUUCUGUCAUUCCAGGCUGUUUAGUAACACGAUUCUACAAACAAUGAGGAGCUUCAGGACAGCUUUAAUUCUCUGCAGCCUCAGCUGGAUCACUGUCUCUGGCUCCGAAUUACAGACUGUGGACGUUCAGCCUGGUCAAGAAGUAACACUGCUGUGCUCCAACAUUUCCAAACAUCCAACGCACGCAGACUGGUUUAGACUGGCCUACGGAACUAAACCCCUCUGCAUCUCCUCUAUGUAUGGGUCUGGUGGUGAAGCUGAAUCCUGUGAUGGGUUUCAAAAUGAAAAAUUUGAAAUGAGCUCCAACGUCUCCACUGUUUUUCUUAAAAUCAAGCAAGUGGAUGUAUCUGACUCUGGACUGUAUUUCUGUGGAUUUUACAUAGACAGACACACAGUCAUUGCCACUGCAACACAUUUAAAUGUUUAUGAUGGUGUUGAAUUGGAUGAUAAACCCAUGACAGAGAAGGAUGGAAUAAGAAAAUGCAACCUAAUGACUGUGACCCUGGGCGGUCUGGUGGUUUUUUUCAUGAUGGCUGUCAUUGUUCUGGCAGUUAAAAACAGGAAACUUCAGACAGCUGCCGAGGAAAAAGUGUAUCCUGAAAGAAACAAGAACCUGCACUCUGCAGCGGUGAAGUUUCUUCCAAAGACAGUUAGAAACAGAAGACCUGCUUCAGAGAGACAAGAGGAGACUUGUGUGAUUUACACUGCCACCAAAUCAGAAAACAACUGGAACUGAGACUUCAUCAUAUUAAUCUAUUGAUGUGUUUAUGUGUGUAGGUGUAGAAAUUCAAAAAAUAAACUUUGAAGAAUGA